Acanthaster planci (crown-of-thorns starfish) is the source of this 1422-nucleotide messenger RNA. RefSeq names its product ileal sodium/bile acid cotransporter-like. Lineage: Eukaryota; Metazoa; Echinodermata; Asteroidea; Valvatida; Acanthasteridae. Gene Ontology annotation, molecular function: bile acid:sodium symporter activity. Gene Ontology annotation, biological process: bile acid and bile salt transport. The record is from RefSeq and is a predicted model, not a curated record. Gene Ontology annotation, cellular component: membrane.
CUAGCCUCUAAGUUAUUCAGAUAUUCUUGUGAUUUACUUCGAAGUUCUAUCGACAUUCUUGGUCCUCAAAGUUUAUUCAAUUUGCAAUGGCAGAGACCGCAACUUUAGAAGCCUAUGUUGCUGAUGGAGAUUUAGAUGGGAAUUGGACGAUCUCCUGGAAUUCGACAACUCCAUCCAUGGACCAACCCCCACCCAAAUACAUUGAGGACCUGAAGCAAGCCAAUAAGGUGAUCAUCACGGCCUUGUUAGCGGCCAUCAUGGUUGCCAUGGGUUGCAUAGUCACCUUGGAUGACUUCAAGAGAGUGCUGCGCCGCCCCGUCGGUGUCAUCAUCGGGUUUCUCUCCCAGUUCGUGGUCCUCCCCCUGACGGCGUUUGGUCUGGCCCACGCCCUGCAGCUCAAGGCAGGCUACGCACUGGGACUCUUGGUCACAGCCACUUGUCCCGGGGGUGUCACCUCCAAUCUAUACACGUAUUGGUCAGACGGCGAUGUGUGCCUCAGCAUCACCAUGACAACCCUGUCCACAACCGUCGCCAUGGGGAUGAUGCCACUCAACCUCUUCAUCUACAGUCGGUCCUGGACCAGCGAGAGCGCCGUGAUCCCAUACGGCAACAUCGCCAUCGCCUUGGCUCUCAUCCUCGUGCCCGUGGCAAUGGGCAUGUUCAUCAAGUACAAGAAGCCAUCCUGGUGUAAACUGAUCACGCGACUGGGCAGCAUCUUUGGACUGUUGGCCAUCUUCAUCAACAUCAUCCUAAACGGCAUCAUCAACCCCUCCAUGUUCACCUCCCCCUGGCAGGUCUGGUUCGCCACCUUCAUCCUGCCCUUCCUCGGCUACGUCUUCGGUUACCUCUUUGCCCUGGCCCUGCGCCGCCCCCACGCCGAGUGCCGCACCAUCAGCUUCGAGACGGGCGCCCAGAACAUCGGCCUGGCGCUGGCCCUCCUCCUGGUCACCUUCGAGGACAGUGAGCUCCUGGCAGACAUGUUCGUCAUCCCGUCCCUCUUCGGGCCCUUCUUGCUCUUCAACGCCAUGGUGCUGGUGGGGCUGUACCUGGCGUGGAAGAGAUGGUGCGGCAGUAUCGACAAAGCCGAAGGGGCCGAGGACCAUCGGGAGGAGGCUGUACAAAUGAGCAGAAUGGAAGAAUCUGAGACCAGUGAAAAAGACAAGGAAGCCAGCCCAAGAGAAGUGCACCUUGUCGAGUCGCCCCGAGUCUUUUGAUGAUGUUUUCUCCAAGUGCCUAAUCAGUAUGUUCAACACAGAAGCCUAAACAACAAGAACUAGCCUUGUCUAUCCUAAUGACAGCAACGGCAAUAUUCAUGCAAUUUCUUUCUUUUUAUUAAAAGUGUUUGGGUCAGAAUUUCAAACUAAGCGGUGGAGAUCUGCCGCCGUUGUUCGUCUUGACUGUAGCCUGAGGUGGAAAGGUCAU